AUGUUUAUAUGGAAACAGAGCACUUUGGUUCUAUCUACCUUGUUUGCUUUGUUGUGGGUGGUCCAAGGCGUCGAGGUGACUUCAUCCUCCAAACAUGUUAAGCAAUCCCAAGUUGAAGCCUCUAAAACUGUGCCCAAACGUAGUUUAGAUGCUUUUAUUGGUGAUGCUGGCUUUGGAGGUUCGGGUUGGCAGCAAACUGCCUUAAAACUAAAUGGUUUCUCCAACGGCUGGAAUCCCUGGAAUGCUCACUCAACUCGCAUAGCAUCAGGACCCUCACCCAGUGAAGUGGCCAAUGCUAUAGCUGCCGCCAAACAGGCUUCCGCCAACGUUUUAAUAGCUCAACAACAAAUGCAGGCCGCCAAAGAGAAUGUCCUUAAUCAACAACGUAUGGCCAUGGAAAAAGAAGCCAGUGCCGCUAUACUAACCCAAAAAUCCGAAGCAGCUGCUGCUAUACAACGUUCUGAGGCAGCUGCCGCUGCUCAGGCGGUUUUAUUGGCCCAACAACGUUUGGCGGCUACAAAAUCGGCCGUGGCCCAUCAACAACGCAUUGCCUCGUCUAAAGAAGCUGAGGCGGCCAAUGCUCUACAACGUUCUGCUCAUGCUGCCGCUGCUGAGAUACAAAAAACUGAAUAUGAAGCCUCUAAAUUGGGACAAUUGGCUCGUAACAGUAAUGCUGGGUCUGCUCAUCAUUUGACUUUCACCAAAGAUGCUGCUUUCAGUCCCAUAACAGCUGGUACUAAUCAUGUGCCCAAUUUAGAGUCUUUAGGACCCUGGUCAGCAGCAGCCGCUGCUGCAGCUGCCGGUGCUAAGUCGGGAGCUCCAUCCGGUUGGUUAUAA
This is a messenger RNA of Calliphora vicina (urban bluebottle blowfly), 837 nucleotides long. RefSeq lists its product as uncharacterized. The record is from RefSeq and is a predicted model, not a curated record. The coding region runs from base 1 to 837 and encodes 278 amino acids. The transcript is spliced from 3 exons. NCBI's taxonomy places the organism in Eukaryota, Metazoa, Arthropoda, Insecta, Diptera, Calliphoridae.